UACAAGCUUGUUUGAAUUAGCAAACACAUUACAUUAGUGGUUAUGUUCUUAAUGUAUAUGCCGGAUCAAAACAUACUUGUUCAUAUUUGUAUCGAUAGCAUAAAAUAUAACAUUUAAAAUGAAACUGUAUUGUUUAUCGAGUGAACCAACAAAACCAUGUUUGGUUUUAAGUUUCAAAGGAAUUACUUUAAUGUUAGAUUGCGGCUUAAAUAUGCAAUCUAUACUACAUUUCAUGCCAAUGCCUAUGGUUCCCAGCACCAAAUUUAAUUCUUUACCUUUGUGGCUUCCACGUGAUAAUCAUCAAGAUUGGCAAAUAGAAGGGGAACUAAAAGAAUGUUGCGGCAGAGUAUUUGUAGAUUCGACCCCUGAAUUUUCCCCACCUUUGGAGAAAAUAGUAGACUUUUCAGAAAUUGAUGCCAUUUUGAUAUCAAAUUACACUUGUAUGUUGGCUCUGCCAUUUAUAACAGAGGACACUGGUUUCAAAGGCAUUAUUUAUGCUACAGAACCAACGUUACAAAUUGGACGAUUUUUUAUGGAAGAACUAGUAGAAUUCAUUGAACAAACUCCAAAAGCUACAUUAGCUAAACAUUGGAAGGAAAUGUUACAUGUAUUACCUUCUCCAUUAGCUGAUGCUCUUAAGCCAAAAUCUUGGAAACAUAUAUAUUCGAUAUCAGCAGUUAAUACUGCUUUAUCAUAUAUCCAAACAGUUGGAUAUGAUCAAAAAUUGGAUAUAUAUGGUGCAUUAACAGUCACUCCUAUAAGCUCCGGAUAUUGUUUGGGUAGCAGUAAUUGGUUAAUUUCAUGUGACCAUGAAAAGGUUGCAUUUGUAAGUGGAUCCUCAACAUUGACAACACAUCCUCGGCCUAUGGAACAAGCUACUUUGAAACAUGCUAAUAUGUUAAUAUUAACUGGUUUAACUCAAACACCUACUGCAAAUCCAGAUACUAUGCUUGGAGAACUGUGUAUGACUGUUGCUAUAACACUCAGAACUGGGGGAUGUGUUUUAAUACCAUGUUAUCCAUCUGGAGUUGUAUAUGAUUUAUUUGAAUGCCUUAGUACUCAUUUGGAUAAGUCUGGUUUCUCACAAGUUCCUUUAUUUUUUAUAUCACCAGUAGCUGAAACAUCUUUAGCAUAUUCAAAUAUUUUAGCUGAAUGGUUGUCAACAAAUAAACAAAAUAAAGUUUAUCUUCCUGAGGAACCAUUUCCACAUGCUUUUCUUGUUAAAAAUGCCAGAUUAAAACAUUUUACAUCUAUAUAUGCUGAAGGUUUUAGUUCUGAUUAUAGACAACCUUGUGUUGUCUUUUGUGGUCAUCCCAGUCUUAGAUUUGGAGAUGCAGUUCAUUUUGUUCAGUUAUGGGGUAAUAAUCCACAACAUACCAUAAUUUUCACAGAACCAGAUUUUCCAUAUUUAGAUGCUUUGGCACCAUUUCAACCAUUAGCUAUGAAAGCAGUGCAUUGUCCAAUUGACACAUCUCUUAAUUUUACUCAAGCUAAUAAAUUAAUUAGGGACUUGAAACCAGAACAUUUAGUUAUACCUGAGUGUUAUACACAACCACCAAUAACUGCUCCACAUAGAACAGAUCUUGUUAUAGAACCUGUAGGGGAAAAACCUUUAAUCACUUUCAAAAGAGGUGAAGUUAUAAAAUUGCCUUUAAAAAGAAAGAAAGGACGGGUGUUUAUUGAGCCAGAAUUAGCUGGAAAUAUAAUUCCUAAUGAAAUUCGUCCUGGUUUAAGUCUUGCUUCUGUUACUGGUGAAUUGGAAGUUAAGGAUAACGUAUAUACAAUAAAAAGCAUUGAAGAUAGACCUAGUGGAAAACGUAAAGCGUCUUCCAGUUCACCUGCACCAAUUAAGGAAGAAGUUCUUAAAGAAAGAAGACAUGAGUAUGGCAAUUUGGAUCCACAAGAACUCCUACAAAAGCUUAAUCAAGAAGGUAUUCAAGGAGCCAAGUUACAACAUAGUCCAACUGCGACCAGUAUUCAUUUACAAGAUGAAGAUACUUUGAUUCAAAUAGGGGAUAAUUCGACACAUAUAUUUUGUAACGGUGAUCAAAAGAUUAGGAGACGAUUAAGGACUAUUAUUAUGCAGUGCCUUAAGAGAUUUUAGAAUAAGAAGAAAAUACUACUAUUCUUUUACAUAGUUACAAUUUUAUUAUAAUUUAGUUUUAUUUAUAAGUGAAAUUUUGACUUAUAUAGCACACAGAAUAAUAUUCAUCCUAAGUACUUUCGAUUAAUCAUAAGCUACAAAGAUAUAUGUCAAUAUAUCUUCUUGCCUUUAUCUUGCAUAUAUAGGAUGUGAAACUUAAUGUGUUACAAAAUAAUAUUUCAGAGGUUACAAAAGGUACGCGAAAUCUUACGAUCGUAUAAUGAUCAUUUUAAAUAUUUAUAUGUUUGACUCAUUUACUAAAGAUUAAAAUAAUCAUAUAUACAUAAUUAUAUAUAUAGUAUUGAGGAAAUAGAAUGAAAAUAGCAAGCGCUGUCAUAGCAUAGCACGAUAAAAUCCUUGGUAUGAAAUAGUUUCAAUUACCUUAUAAUGCAAUAAUUACAUUCAAUGGUUACAAUUAAAAAUUUCGCACUUACUGUUCUAAUAUUUUGUAACAAAGCAAGCAUUACAUCUUAUAUAUACAUAUAUACAUACACGUCGAUCUAUACAUAAUCUUUACAAAUACAAUAGUUAAGAGCAUGGCAGUAUUAUAUAAUUUAUUUCAUUUAUAUCUUUUCAUGUUAUAAAAUACUUAAGUAAAUUCAUUAAAAA
Bombus terrestris (buff-tailed bumblebee) is the source of this 2752-nucleotide messenger RNA. RefSeq names its product integrator complex subunit 9 (gene IntS9). Gene Ontology annotation, cellular component: integrator complex. The coding region runs from base 119 to 2104 and encodes 661 amino acids. The record is from RefSeq and is a predicted model, not a curated record. Lineage: Eukaryota; Metazoa; Arthropoda; Insecta; Hymenoptera; Apidae. Gene Ontology annotation, biological process: snRNA processing. The transcript has 10 exons.